This is a messenger RNA of Caenorhabditis remanei, 1890 nucleotides long. RefSeq lists its product as uncharacterized. Lineage: Eukaryota; Metazoa; Nematoda; Chromadorea; Rhabditida; Rhabditidae. Gene Ontology annotation, cellular component: transcription regulator complex; histone deacetylase complex. The coding region runs from base 1 to 1890 and encodes 629 amino acids. The record is from RefSeq and is a predicted model, not a curated record. Gene Ontology annotation, biological process: regulation of transcription by RNA polymerase II; negative regulation of DNA-templated transcription. The transcript is spliced from 5 exons. Gene Ontology annotation, molecular function: transcription corepressor activity.
AUGAUGAUGUCACAACAAAUCAACUCCAAUAAGAGUCGCUCAGAAGCUUCUGCACCCUCGGGAUCAGGAUCAAGGCGACGUCAACUUGGUCCAUCACAAUCGCAACAAGCUUCAUCUGACUCAAUGGAUCAAGAAAACAUAAUCACAAUCUCUUCCGGAGAUGAGUCGAUCAUCUGUAUCACUCCACCACGAAAGAAGCAGAAACGACGGCGAAAUGAGAGAAGACUGAUGGAAGAUAGAGAGAAUUUGUCGUCGGAUGAUGAAGAAAACGGGAUUGAAGGGCCUGUUGCACCAGUUUUGAAUUCACAUCAUGAUAUCAUACUUUAUGGCCAUGGUGAUACAGAAAGUUUUGCUUGCUCCCCAUCCUGCAGAGUGCACUUCCAGAAGUAUCAACGAAUGGCAGAUGGGGAUGAAUUGGAAAUUGGGAUGGUUGUGGAAGAGGUGUUAUCUGAAGAUCCUGAUAUUGAAGAAGAGGAAGAAGACAAAAACGUCGACGUAGGAAAAAAGAACAUCCUGAUCGGCCCAAAUUAUCCACCUGAAUUGCCGGAAAUGCUCACCACAACACCAUUCGAAGACCAAGACCGAGAUGAACUCACCUGGACACCCCCAGCAUCCCAUCAAUUAAAGGAUAUUAAUAAUACUCCACAGCAGAUUGACAAAUUCUAUGAAUUGACUCGAAAUGUCUACUGGCGAGCAAUCUGGAGGGGAUUCGAUGGGCACAUCCCGUAUGAAAUUGCACUGGAGAACCUGAUGAAGAACAAUUAUGAUAUAUUCGAUAGUCUCAAUUCAAUCGAUCAGUAUCUCCGAGUUCUCCCACGACAAAUGAAGCCACCGUGUGCAAUUCAGAUGAAAUUCAUGUAUGAGAAUUCUAUGAAAGACGUCAAGGCGUUGCGUCAACUGCAGAAGCGAGGGAUGCAAAACUACAAUUUGGCAGAGAUCCAUCAGUACCGCUACAAAAUGAUCCGCUUCUUCCAUCUCCAACCGCUCUUCAAGCUUCCUUGCAAUUGCAAUGAAGUCCUAUGCUCAAUACUCCAUUUUCUGCCAAGAUAUGCCUGUGAAAACUGCACCAGACGCAUUAGAAACAUCGAGGAACCAAAUGAGAAUAGACUCUGUAUUAUAUGCAAAACAUGGAGGCACUUGAAUGGGAACAUCGUGGAUCGACCAGCGAGGAAUGUGGUCUUUACGGAUGAGGAGACAGAGAACGUCGAGAAGUGUAAUCGAUUGGAGCAUCAGAUGGGACGUCACCUUAAGUCAAGUGAGUUCGAUGAUCAUUUGAAAAAAGAAAGGGAUGAGCGAUGGAGCAGAUUGGAGUUGACCGACGAGGAGAAGAAAAUUAUUGGAAAACGAUGGAGUAAAAAGAGCGGAAAAGACAUUGUCGACUCUCUCCAGCCAUUUGUGAUGCCAUUGUUUGUGGUGUGUCGAUGCCAGAAGCAGCCAAAUGACGGAGACCUUGAGCUUACUGCCGAGCAAAAAGAAGAGUGUCUCAAGCUGAUCAAAAAGUCCGUCUUCAAAAAACAGUUGAAUCGAAAAUGGUGGAUAACUGAUCAAGCGAAAGUAGCAGAGAAGAUGGGAGUAGCAGUGGAGAAGGUUGAAAGAUUUGUAGAAGCUCACAACGAGAAUUCUGACGAGACAAUCCUUUUGAUGUACAAGAAUUACAUCCCAAAUCUGCCAACUACGAUUAGAAGAUUUGCUCACAAGAUACCUGGAGACAUUGAGCCAUGGCGGGUUAGAGAAGUCUAUGAAAUUGAGGAGAAAACAAAAAUUGUUUGUCAAGCGUCUACUGAAGCAAAUGAGACCUCAAGAAAGAAGUCGGUUGCAGAAAUUCAGAAAACUGUGGUUACAACAAAAAGUGCGCCAACGGCAGGAAAAAGAAGGCAAGGAAAGAAAUAA